Molecule: messenger RNA, 5729 nt
Organism: Rhopilema esculentum
Lineage: Eukaryota; Metazoa; Cnidaria; Scyphozoa; Rhizostomeae; Rhizostomatidae
Source: RefSeq, a predicted model, not a curated record
GAUGAUGAAGAUGAUGAUGAUGAUGAUGAUGAUGAUGAUGACGAUGAUGACGAGGAGGAAUUUAACAUUAUUUGCAGAAUUCAUACUAGUCAUUUGGAAGCAAUGUGCCUUGAUGUACUUUUUUAGUUAUUCAUUUAAAGGAAUACGGCUAGAUUCCAUUCCUGCAGCUUCAAAUAGUUUGCAGGUUCGUUCUUCGCUUUAAUAGCUGGUCUUCGUGAUGCUUUGACUUUUUGACUGGAGCUGCCUUGAUCGCUGCUGCGAUCAGCUGGUGGUCAUUCUAGUCAACACCAAACCCGUGCUCUGUAGGCCGCUUGCGCUCUUACAAUUUGUUUUGCCCUAAUUAUAAAGUAUUUUCAACAGAAUUUCUUAUGGUGGAAAAGUAGUUUUGACUUUAAAAGCAGCUUUGAUGACGUUGGGUGCAGGUGAAAGUUAGGCCUAAAGUGGAGCAGCAAAUGUUGUAAUAAUUAUUGAAAGUACCAGCAGAUGUGAUGACAGCAUCAAAAAUAUUCUUUAUUUUUCUUGGUUUGAUUUGCUUUUCCGCCAUAGAAACACGACGUCAUCGAUUUCACAAACACCGCGCUCUUCGCCAUGAUGAACGAGAGCUGAAGAGAACUAAAAGGCAUCUGGAUGCAGAAUUAGAGAAGAUAUUCACUAGAAUUCAGGUUUCGCCGAUUCAGCAUAGCAAAAGAAGUAAAAGGUCCUCAUACCGACCCUACGUUGCUGGACAAGUGCAAGAUGUACGGAUUGAAAUAAAGUUGAAAGCAUAUUGGAAAGACGAAUUGGCAAACAGAUACACUCCACAAUUUCGCCUACUUGCCGGAAAUGUCGUUGACGAGAUAUCGAACGCCCUUAUUGACAACAGGAACUUUCUAGAGGCGAAUGUCCUACGAUUCAGGCCCAGCAAAUGGAACAUUCUGGCAGAUGUUUCUAUGAAAUUUUUCAAGACGGAGGUGGACCCUUUGCACUACAUUGAAGGGAUCGUGGCAUCUGGUUGGAUUUCUGGACUGCAAGUUUUCAAGAAUUAUUUCAAAGUUAUAAAAAUCGUAAAUGGGAAUGUGAAUUUCCCAGCUUGGAAUUAUCCUAAAGGACUUCGUCUGCGGUUGCACCCAGCAGUCUUAACGAAAGUCAACGCUGUUAAAAAAGUGAAGCACAAAGUUGUAUUGCCUGCAAACUACAAAGAAAUAAAGGUUUCCUUCCAACUUUACCAGAGGUGGAACACGCUGUUUCUGGCAACAUUUUCUUCACCUUACCGUUUGCUGAGUGGCAAUAUCGAACAGUCGCUUGAUGAUGUUUUUGGUGGGUCACCAAAUUAUCUGAACUCACAAGUCCUUGGUUUCAGAGAGAGCUCUCAGGGCCAAACCAUAGUGGAUAUGUACGUCAGAUUUGCUAACGCCGAAGUCUACCCUGCACAAAAGCUGAAAAUCCUAAUCUCAUCAGGCAAUGUAGGAGACACUCCAGUGAUUAGCGAUUCGUUGGAAAUUUAUGAAAUUAACAAUGUGACAAGUGACCAGCCGAUUCAAGAGCCAAGUCCAAGUGAUGAGUUCCCAAAACCUCACUCUGAAGCUGAAGUCAACCAGAGCUUAAAUGACACCGAGACUGAGAAAAACAAGGUUAAGCAAGAAACGCCACUGCAAGAGACAACUGAGCCAAUUUACCCGUUAGCCGAACCAAAUAAAGAAAAAAGUGCCAAAUUAGCGCAAAACCAAUCAGCAAUAGCUCAAUCAGCGCCAGUGGCUUCUUCUGCUAGUUCAGUUCCAUCUGAUGAAGCCACCAUGUCGCUAAAGCUACAGCGACUGAAGUUUUCAAAGCAAAUAGGCUACGUUGUUAUGGAGCAUCAACAAGUUAAUCCAUUCGCAAGUGAGAAACCAUUGGCAACUGAUAAACCAUUGGCAAGCGAGAAACCAUUGGCAAGUGAGAAACCAUUGGCAAGUGAGAAACCAUUGGCAAGUGAGAAACCAUUGGCAAGUGAGAAACCAUUGGCAACUAAUAAACCAUUGCCAACUGAGAAACCAUUGGUAAGUGAAGUUAAACAAGUAAAGCCCGUGUUAGGUUCAAAGGACCAUAUGACAUCAUCAGUCAACAAUGUGAUUGCAGAAACAGCUGAACCCAUCUACCCAAAGCAGACCAAGAUUUCUGAUAGCGUCAUACCGUCAAUUUAUCAACAGCAACAACAACAGAGUCAGCAACAACAACUAACUUCGUUGCAAUCGCCGCAGCAACAAAACCUGUUAUCGCAAGGUCAGGUAACCCAGCAACAAGCAUAUCAACCAAUAUCGCAGCAACAGCAACCACCAAUUCCAGGAGGAUCGCAGCAAAAUUCACCGAAUAAAGAAACAAAUUCGCUCGAGGGGAACCUGUGGCAUGAUUUGCCCGAACAGGUAGAGGGAAAGCUAGUUAUGAACCAAGAAAAGCCAGUUUCGCCCAAUUUGAGCAAGGAAAUUGAAAAGGGGAAUGAAAAGCAACUAGCACAGCAACCUCCAAACGCAAAUCAGACAACUGACGGGGAACUUGAGAAAUUGCAAAAAAACAUUGCGGAGCAGCAAAGUGCUACCAACAUUUACAGCUCGGCAGACACCGGCUCACAGGGAACCGAUGAUAACUUUACAGAUAGCUCUGAUACACCCACUCUUGGCAAAAUCCUUUACCCCCAACUUUCAGCCCCUAGAGAACCUUCAAAAGGGUACGGCGCAAGCAAGGCUAACAGCACUGAGGAAAAUGCCGCACUGAAAAAACCGCAAUCUCAAGAGGUAUUUUUGCAAGCUGCCGAAAAUUUUCUAUCGGAUAAACAGGACAAUCAAAAUGGCACACAUUCGACGCAAGCUGAAGCAGAAGCUAAAGAAAAUGCCGAAGAACAAAAAGCUGUAGCGACAAUGGUGGCUGGUGUUGUCAGUCAACGGAUUCAGCAUUUUAAAGCCAGCCAGAUGCAAGUCACAUAUAGUCCCAAUGCCAAUAGCAGUGUGCGAAACAACAACGUCAUCAGUGAAUCCAAUCGCAAUCAAACCAAACCUCAGCAAGCAACUAGGCCGUCCACAGACUACCAUUAUGGAGGAGAUGUUAUCUCUCAAGCUCGUGUCGACAACCAACCUAACCAGUUUGCAAGUGUCCCAAACAACAGACUUGAAACUUCAAGUCCUGGGAAAACUUUGGCUAACUUCUCUGAAAGUCAGAGCCCACAAGGCGGUGCUGCUGCCGAAAAUUGGAACGCAAAGACGCCAGGCACUCAGCAAACGAAUUCAGAGCGAAUUCAAAUUCUUAACAACAUGAAGGGGAACACGAGUUAUUUUCAGCAGCAACAGCAGAAUGCUUACCAACAACCACAGCAACAGAAUGCCUACCAGCAACCACAGCAACAGAAUGCCUACCAGCAACCACAGCAACAGAAUGCCUACCAACAACCACAGCAACAGAAUGCUUACCAACAACCACAACAACAGAAUGCUUACCAACAACCACAGCAACAGAAUGCUUACCAACAACCACAGCAACAGAAUGCUUACCAACAACCACAACAACAGAAUGCUUACCAACAAGAAAAAUCCCCUGCUAUUUCUUUUUCAACCAACGCAACGUCACCAAAUUAUGCUUACUCAUCCUCUGAGAACUCAGCACAGGAACAAAAACCUCCAAAAAAUGCAACAUUGUACACAGCAUCUAGCUAUUCAAGUCAAGAAAACAUCCCGGAACCGUCUUGGCCACUCGCCACUCCAAGCAAGAGCGCGUUAAGCAAGCCAUCUGUUCAACUCAAUAUUCAGCAAAGUGAACAAGUCAACUACGAACCAACACCUCUUAUUGUCACCAGCAAAGACUCAUCUAAUGAAAAUUCAAGUGAUAAAACGUUCAGGGUUCAUCUAAAGCCCCAUAUUUAUACUCCGAAAGUGCAGCUUUACAAGUGGCCACCAGUUGCUUUACCCGUAGAAGUAAAAGAAGCUCCUCCGCAGCUCCAACCAGAGGCUAUAACUGGAAACCAAAUCAUAACAGCCUCUUCACAACAUGCUUUGCAUGGCAAAAUGACUCUUCAACAAACAUGGCACCCACUCUUAGACAACGAAAACAGCCUUCCAUACAAAGUACUGAAGGAACAUAUUCAACAUUCGAUUGAAGAGACAUAUUCGUCCCAUCAUCUCAAUGUUAUUUGCAAAGUAACUGGCCUAAGCAAAACACCGCGAAAAACCACGCAUGCAAUUACCAUGGAAAAGGUUGGAGUGAAUUUCGAUCUUUUGUACGUUAAUAACGAAGGCGAAGUGGUAAAAACAAUGAAACAAGUUGCUAAAAAUGGAGUUAUUGCAGAGUUGCUGGUUUAUCCAGAUUCGGUCUCAGUUGCAGAUGAAGAAUCCCCGUAUACUCUUCCACCGGCCAAAAUGCAAGAGAAGCCAGACAGAGCUACUUCAAGUGCAACGGAUCAAAAUAUUGUUGCAACGUCACCAAUGCCCCUGGGAAACACAACACAAAUAAGCCAAGAAAACGUCACAAAGGCAAACAACUUCAGCACACCUACACCUACAACAAAAGCGCCAGCAAUGACGACAAAGCCAGCAGAACCAAGUUUCGAGUUUGUGACUGCACCGAAAGACAUCCCAAAGUCGUGUGAACAAAUUCGUGAUUAUGGUAUUGGAAAAUCGGAUGGACAGUACGUGCUUGAGGCUCGAAAAGGAUGUCAUCUUAGCGUGAUUUGCCAAAAUAUGGAGGACAAACAUCCAAAAGAGUUCCUUGGCGGUCCGAAUAAAAGUGAAUGGGAGGCUUAUCCCUUUGCAGCGUUAAUAAAGAUAUCGAGUCAUGAUAAAGAAAAUAUUCAAAGCGGAGCUUGCCUCGAGAAUUCAGACGAAGGAAGGAAGCUUCUGGAACAAAUAUACAGAGCAAAGGGCAAGCAAAACCUGCCUACUCCGCCAUGGAAAACAAAUAUCAAGCGACUUUUGGAGGGCCGAAAAAGACGAGAAAUCAAGAAAAUAUUGACCGUUAUCUUAGCAGCUGACCCAGGAAAGCAAAAAAGAAACAAAGCAAACGAACGUUAUCCAAGAUCAUCAGGAAGAGAAGGAGAAGACUGGGGAGUGUUAUAGACAAUAAAUGAAUUUGUUAGGAAUGUUGUUGAUGGGAUUUACUGUGUUCGUAGAAAUGGUCCGGUUUCGUAACACGUGUCGUAAUUUCCAGAUUAAAUUAUUACCCUGAAUGGGUAUAUCGUAUAAAUGACUGAUUGAAUUACUCAAACGACACAACAGUCUACUAGAAAUGUCUUUAGAUAGCGAUGCAUUAUUUGUGGGUCUCAAAUGUUUUUCUUUAUGUGGCGUUCAGCCAAGACUGGAGAUUAGAUAGCGGAUUAUUAGGAUGAAAUCGCUUGCUUUGAUGAUGUUGAACAUUUUGGCAUCCAUUUUAGAUUCGGAUGAUAUUUGAGUAUAAAUGUCUUUCGAUUAAUUAAAUUGGAGGAAACGAAAUCUAUACAACAAAUAAACUAAACUGGACCCAACGACAAGGCUGUCUGAAACGUACUUGAAAACGGCAUUGUCAAUUUGGAAUAGAUGUUUUCAAUUAGCAUACUAAAAAUCUUCAAAUAUCCGUAAAAUGACUCCAUUUUAAGUCCAUCUUCUGGAUCCUCGAACAAGGAACUGGUGACCUUUCAGCCACGUGCUGUGAAUUAUUUAUAUCUUUCAGUUUAAUUAUCUAAAUUAAAUUCUAAGAUUAUUGUGUAAUAAAGUUUCUUGCUUCUUUAAUGUUUAUAUCAAGAAGCCAGACAGACA